This is a messenger RNA of Anoplopoma fimbria (sablefish), 915 nucleotides long. RefSeq names its product CST complex subunit CTC1-like. NCBI's taxonomy places the organism in Eukaryota, Metazoa, Chordata, Actinopteri, Perciformes, Anoplopomatidae. Bases 191 to 796 code for a protein of 201 amino acids. Gene Ontology annotation, molecular function: telomeric repeat DNA binding; single-stranded DNA binding. The transcript has 7 exons. Gene Ontology annotation, biological process: telomere maintenance via telomere lengthening; positive regulation of DNA replication. Gene Ontology annotation, cellular component: CST complex. The record is from RefSeq and is a predicted model, not a curated record.
UUCAGGUGUACCUGGACUUGAGCCACACCCCUACCCACCUGGCCUGUUGCCUGGCAACACGCUGCUUCUGUCUGCUUUCCAGCGGAGAGUGUCCAGGUCUGGAGGUGUGUACUGCAGUUCUCUCCCUGUCAGCUCUCUAACCGUCGUGUCACUGGGAGAUUCGAGCUCCGCCCUGCCUCCCCCUGCUCCCAUGAUGCAUCUGGGUGCGUGGUCAGUGAGCAGAGAGCAGAGGUGCAUUGUGGGUCAGGUCACAGGUCACGUGGUGUGUUUCCUGUUCCUGCAGCUGCAGUGGAGCUGCUCGCUGUGUGGGAGUCUCUACAUGCAGACGUGUUCCAGUUCUCCGUGUGGAUCCACCUCAUCCGUCUUUCAGUCCAAAGCAAAGCUGGUGAUUGAUGACGGCACAGGUGAGGCUCACGUGUGGUUCUCCGGUGCUCUGGUUCGUCCUCUGCUCGGAUUGGCUGAUUCUCAGUGGGAGGGGCUUCAGAGAGCACUAAGGGUCAGAGGUCACAUCAGAGUCUACCCCCGGGGGCGGAGCAUGGUCAGUGAGACUUUCUCUCAGGUGUGUGACUCUGAUGACCCUCUCCUCCACUUCCUGAUGUGUGUGUGCAGCAGUGAUGUUGUGUGUCGUCAGCUCUCUCUCACCUGUAGAAAACAGAGCAGCCAGAGAUCAGAAGAGAUGAAGAGGUUCAGCAGAGGAGAACGAGACUUCAUGACCAGGGUGACUCCUCCUCUACAGCUCACCUGUCUGCACCUGAACACUGAUGAUGUCACCGUCAGCACACUGAUACGCAGGUGAUCGGUCACAGGAAGAGGCGGAGCCAGCUCACCUUUCUUUGAAUGUAGUUUCUCCAUUUUACAGAAUGUGUUGAUGUUCUGUUUAUAGAAGUUAUUAAAUCUUCAUUUAUUCCUCCUGAA